AUGGUAUUACAGCAGCAAUAUCAUAAAAGGGAUUUUAAAACGUAUUCUGAAUUGAUCUCAUGCCUUCUAGUGGCUGAGCAACAUAAUACCCUUUUGAUGAAAAAUCAUGAAGCCCGUCCCACAAGGUCAGCUCCAAUUCCUGACGCGAAUAUGGUAGUGAAAUGUGAUAAAUCUGGAAAAAGACAGAAUAAUUAUCAUGGCCAUAUGAAUGUACGUGGGAAUGGCAAUAGUAAGAGACGAUAUAAUAAUCGUCAACGUGGUGGUCAUGGCAAACAAGAGAACAAUAUGGGUUCUCAAAAUAAUCCUUCAAGAGGCAAAAGCAGUAACUGCCACCGCUGUGACAUGAAAGGUCACUGGAAAAUUGAAUGUCGUGCACCUAAGCAUUUUGUCAGGCUUUAUCAAAACUCCAUCAAAAUAAAGGCAAAUAAUAUUGGAGCAUCUUCUACUAAUACCUCAGUGGAGUCUCACGUAACCUUUAAAAAUGAUUUUAAGGCAGUGCCUUCAAACAAAAAUGAUGAUAAUACCGAGGCAAAUCUUUCUUUGAAUGAUGAUGAUUUUGAAGGCAUCGAUGAUCUUACUCAUUUUAAUGUUGAAGACUUCUUUAGGGAUCAAAAGUAA
Molecule: messenger RNA, 618 nt
Organism: Nicotiana tabacum (common tobacco)
Lineage: Eukaryota; Viridiplantae; Streptophyta; Magnoliopsida; Solanales; Solanaceae
Source: RefSeq, a predicted model, not a curated record